AUGAUCGAAAUGUUGCUAUUCCUGAUAUUCUGUAUUUCGCCGGCACCUGGCAGGCACUCCCACAAUGCACGCAAUGACAACCAAACGCCGCAAGCCAAUUCUACGAGCUAUUCAAGCCGUCAGCCAUCUCUACCCGGUACCACAUCAGGUACUGUAGAUCCCUCAAUUCCUGAGGGCGAGGCCGUUAAAGAUAUCGAUCUCACCGAUCGUAUUAUCCACAAACUUGUCAAUGAUCAAAUGCUUAAUCAAGUUGAAAUGCCCCUCGAUGGAUCGAAUCAGAAGUCUGAAGAGGAAUCAAAAAGUGGAGCCAGCCUUGUUAAUACCUCCGAUGACUCUACGGAGCCGGGUCAUGAUAAAAUCGAUGGCCAAGAGGAGCCUCAAGCUAAAAUGGACAAAAUUAAACAACCCACUCCUCCUAACCAACAGGAGCCACUGCAACGCCAACAUCAUCAAGGUCAAUCAAAUAUUGAAUCCGAACGGGUUGGAGUUGAAUCCUUCAGAACACCUCCCUUCAUUUGGUCCUACCUUCAUCAAAUCCUUCUGGACAGUAUUCUACGCUCUAUUGAAGAUGAAUUUCAUGCCAUAGCCACUACGACUUCGUCCAAGGAGAAGCUGGAAACAGAGCUUCCCCCUUCCAACUCUGCGGAUGCCGAUGAAUAUGAUGUGGCUGGAAGCAUGGCAGUGGCUCAACUACAGGCCUUCAUUAACGAACCUGCCAAUCAAAUAUAUGCUAUUAAUUUAAUUCACCUUAUCUCGCAACUUUCGGACAGUCUUGUCACAGCCUGUGGGGGACUUUUGCCCCUACUGGCAGCCACAACAUCUCCAACGAUGGAAUUGGAGAUUCAGGAGCCUUCAAGCGGUCUUUUGUUGGAAACAGCAUUCGGCUUUCUGCUUCGAGUGGCAAACAUUGCCGAUGUGGUUGUUUUUAUGCCAGCUGCAUCUAUCAAUUUGAGUACUCUCGAGAAGGAAACAGGCAUGAAUGCUGGUGGAAUCGUUCGGCAGUGUCUGCGACUCGCUUGUUUGUGUGCAGUCCGAAACUGUCUGGAAUCCCGGCUUCGCGAUUUUCUGCCUACCCCCGAAAUUCUCUCCCAAAUUCACACUCUUCCAACCCCCCAUCACCACAUUGCGUCUCCACUCUCCUCCCCCCUCCACGACAAUGAGACUGAACUUCGUCCACGGGCAACUUCAAGCACUUCCUCUACUUCAACACCCACAGCGGAUUUAGCUGACUCUUCGUUGCCUCCUGUCGAUAAACGACAUUCCAAGUCUCGUCUCCUCUCCGGAUUUCACUUCUACAGUCUCCUGCGAAAUAAAGCCGAGGUGAUUCAGAGAUUGGCCAACCCUACCGCUUCAAAUGCUGGUCUUUCAAAGAAACAUUUUUCGCCGGAUUGUAUUGCCUAUUUGGAUAGGCUUGGAAAUCUUCCUCGAAAUCUCCAGCACUUGGCACUGGGCUUAAGACCGUCUAUGGCGAGCUAUCCUUCUGAAUAUAUGGGAGGGAUAUUCGACAAGACGGUUGGCAAUCCUCUUCACAAUAUCGAGUCUCUCCUUCAAAACGUCGAUUUAAAUAGGUUGCACAAUGUCAUUUACAGAGAUGAGGAUGAGACGAGACAAGUGCAGUUUGUUGCUCUAGCUGUGAUCUACUUCCUAUCCGUGCUAAUGGUCUCGAAGUAUCGUGACCUCCUUGACCCUGUCAAUCUUUUGACGGUGUGUCACCGUGAGGCGGCUGUAACUGAUCAAUCCCCCCAACCACCUGUUUCUCCUGCUGCUUGGCGUUUGGGCUCUUCCUCUCCUUCUAGCAAUGCAAUUGCAGGUGCCAACUCACCUGAAGGUUAG
Molecule: messenger RNA, 1833 nt
Organism: Rodentolepis nana
Lineage: Eukaryota; Metazoa; Platyhelminthes; Cestoda; Cyclophyllidea; Hymenolepididae
Source: the annotation of a GenBank genome assembly